This is a messenger RNA of Synchiropus splendidus (mandarinfish), 1837 nucleotides long. RefSeq names its product eukaryotic translation initiation factor 3, subunit Jb (gene eif3jb). NCBI's taxonomy places the organism in Eukaryota, Metazoa, Chordata, Actinopteri, Syngnathiformes, Callionymidae. The transcript is spliced from 8 exons. Gene Ontology annotation, cellular component: eukaryotic translation initiation factor 3 complex; cytoplasm. Gene Ontology annotation, molecular function: translation initiation factor activity. The record is from RefSeq and is a predicted model, not a curated record. Bases 179 to 916 code for a protein of 245 amino acids.
UGAACAGUAGGUUCAUGAGUCGGUGCGUUAUUCCAGCGAGGCUGGUAUCGUGUGGCUCGGUGCGGGCUGGGAGAGGAGAUAAGCCGCGUGGUGACGUCCAGCAGGAGGAGGAGACAGGAGGUGCCGCGGCAGCGAGGAGCAGCAGUCCAGCCUGUCAAACACAAGCAACACAGCCAUCAUGGCGGACUGGGACGCUGACAACUACGAGCCGGAGGAGCCGAUUAAAAAGGCGGCAGCGCUGGACAAAUGGGAAGGUGAAGACGAAGAUGAAGACGUUAAGGAUAACUGGGAUGAUGAGGAGGAGGAAGAGGUAAAGAAGGAAGAGCCUAAACCCAUUGAGUCAAAGGUUUCUGAAAAGAAAAGGUUGAUUGAGAAAAUUAAGGAGAAGGAAAAUCGUUUAAAGAAGAAACAGCAGGAGGAGAACGAAAAAGUCAGGCAAGAAAAUCAACAAGAGCUCACUCCGGAUGAACAACUUGCAGAGAAGUUGAGAGUGAAGAAACUACAGGAAGACGCAGACCUUGAGCUUGCAAAGGAUGCUUUUGGUGUUGGCAGCACAUCAAACAGUGUCUCUGGGAUUGACGCCAUGUUUCCGUCUUCCAAAGAAGAAUUCACAGAGUUUGAAAAGCUGCUGAAGGAAAAGAUAUCCCGGUUUGAAAAGUCGGUGCAUUAUUCCAGUUUCUUGGAUUCUUUGUUUCGGGAUCUCUGUAUUUCAUUGGAAGUAGAUGAUUUGAAAAAAGUCAGUAACUCCCUCUCUUUGCUACUUAGUGAAAAACAAAAACAAGAAAAACAGAACAAAGGAAAGAAAAAGAAGAAAGGUGUCGUACCUGGUGGCGGAUUGAAAGCACAGAUGAGGGAUGAGCUGGACUAUGCUGAGUUCGACGGUGGCUACGCCCAGGACUAUGAGGACUUCAUGUGACAGCGGCUCCCCCACCCCCAGUCUUCACCUUUCCAACCCCGAGCAGUGCAGCUGUACCUCAUCACGCUGUCCAGUGCCAUCCUGGAGAAUUCGAACUUUGUAGCCCCGUUCAUUGCGCUUCAACGACCAGAGGGACUAUUCCAGGGAGCAUAAAAUCUCUCCACCCUUUUUUGUUUAAAUUGAAUGAUAUUGCCUUUUUCAUUCUCGUUCAGACAUGAAAUUAACUCAAAGCUUUGAAGAAGGAAGGAGUGCGGUUUCUUGGUCAAAGGGUUCAUUUUAAUGAAGCGUUUCUCUGGAGAAAAUGACAGAUACAGUAUUGCAGUUGUAUUUGUAGUGACAGAAACAAAGGUUCUAUGCAAGAACACAAUGUCCUAUAUAUAUAUACAGAUACAUUUUAAAGCCUGUUUUUCUGUCACUUCAUUUUCUUGGCAUGUGUGCCAUGGUGUGACAUACAGAUGACGGACGACCUACACCACCCUGCCUGUGUGCAUUUUCCAUACAGGAGGCAAAGCCGAAAACAUUUGACGUUUCAUUUUACGGUGAAUGUUCAACAACUGAACUCCACAAAAAGUUUAACAGACAUUUACUUGAUACAUCUUUCGAGUGUCCUUGGGAAAAUAGAGCUUAAAGGCCUUCAGUUGCUUUACAAACUGCAAUCUAAUGUGAUAUUCUGUCGGACUUGGUCUUCAUCUAAACGUUGCUUCUGCUGGCUUGUAUCAAGUGUGAUGAGGAGCGGAGGUCCGCAGGCCUCACCCCACCAUAUCUUCAUAUGGGCUCAAAACUGAGGUUUACGUCUCCUAGUUUUCUAGCAGUCGACCAGAUUCGUCGCGACAUGGACAAUUGGAAAUGUACAGUGUUUGGAAAUACAGCAUCUGCAGUGUUUUUUAAGCAUCUAAUUUAAUAAAUCGCUGGUCAAAUGGG